Molecule: messenger RNA, 880 nt
Organism: Halteromyces radiatus
Lineage: Eukaryota; Fungi; Mucoromycota; Mucoromycetes; Mucorales; Cunninghamellaceae
Product: casein kinase II, regulatory subunit
Exons: 4
Coding region: 188-808 (206 amino acids)
Cellular component (GO): protein kinase CK2 complex; cytoplasm
Molecular function (GO): protein kinase regulator activity
Source: RefSeq, a predicted model, not a curated record
UUUUUUCUUUCCAAUUUUUUUUUUUUUCUUUAUCACUUUCUUUCUCUUGCUAACUUUCUUGUUGCUUACUUGGACACAUGGAUUAUGGUAAAAAUAUACAAUAACAUUUCUUUUUCUUUAUUUUAAUUCUUUUUCUUUUUGGGUUUAUCAAGACUCCCAAUCGUCUUCAGUAGAUAGUGGUGAAAACAUGUCGUGGAUCAACUGGUUUUGUUCUACUAAAGGGAAUGAAUACUAUGUAGCAGUAGGCGAAGAUUUCAUUGAAGAUGGAUUCAAUCUGACCGGAUUAGCAGCUCAUGCACCUCUUUAUAAAGAAGCACUGGAAGUGAUUUUGGAUGUAGAACCUGAAGACGAUGAAAUGUCGACCAAGAUACCCGAUCUCAGUUUAUUGGAACCCCAUGCUAAAAUGCUUUAUGGUAUGAUUCAUCAGCGGUUUAUCACCACUCGUGCUGGACUCAAUCAAAUGCUUAUCAAAUAUCAAUCAGGAGAAUUUGGUUAUUGUCCACGAUUUCAUUGUGAUCGUACCAAAGUAUUACCUUGUGGCCAACAUGAUUUACCUCGCCAAAGUACUGUACGAUUAUAUUGCCCAAAUUGUAAAGAUAUAUAUAUCCCAACCAAUGCCAAACAUUCUGUUAUUGAUGGUGCUCAUUUUGGUACAACAUUUCCUCAUUUAUUUGUACAGACCUUUCCAGAUGUCAUUUCAGUUGUUGAACCCAAGAGAUAUACAGCAAAAUUGUUUGGUUUUCGUGUUAGUGAACGAUCAAAAGUAGGUCCAAGGAUGGGCUGGCUUCGGAUGACUCCACCUCGUUAAAAUGCAAACUGGAAGAUUGGAUUAUGCGAUUACAAUGAUGACAAUCUUGAUGAUCAAGAAAAAAAAAAAAAA